Molecule: messenger RNA, 543 nt
Organism: Malus domestica (apple)
Lineage: Eukaryota; Viridiplantae; Streptophyta; Magnoliopsida; Rosales; Rosaceae
Source: RefSeq, a predicted model, not a curated record
AUGGGCGACAAACUAGAAAAGUCGACCUCUUCAGGCAUGACUUUGUAUCAAAAGUGGGAAAACCCUAAUUAUCCACUCUAUCUUCAUCACUCGGAUCAACCUAGUGCGGUGCUUGUGCCGCAGCCGCUUAUGGAAGACAACUAUGGUAUAUGGGUCCAAUCCAUGACCAUGGCUUUGAUGGUCAAAAACAAGUUAGGCCUCGUCGAUGGGACGAUCGAGAAACCAAGCGAUGACCAGAUUGAAGAAUUUCAACAAUGGAACCGAUGCAACAACCUAGUGAAAACAUGGUUGCUUGGCUCCAUGUCUAAAGAGAUCUCGGGAAGUGUCAUACACUGCAAAGAUGCACGGCAGAUGUGGCUCGACCUGCAAGAGAGAUUUUCUCAUGUGAACAUUGUUCAACUUUUCCAUAUAGAGAAAGAAAUUCAUGACUGUGUGCAAAACAGUAUGACAGUAAGCUCUUAUUUUACUAAACUUAAGAGUUUUUGGGAUGAACGUGACGCCUUGGUUUCGAUCCCUUCAUGUCGUUGUGAGACAAAGAGAUAG